This is a messenger RNA of Erigeron canadensis, 1159 nucleotides long. Its product is annotated as protein TORNADO 2. The record is from RefSeq and is a predicted model, not a curated record. The coding region runs from base 147 to 956 and encodes 269 amino acids. Gene Ontology annotation, biological process: auxin-activated signaling pathway. Lineage: Eukaryota; Viridiplantae; Streptophyta; Magnoliopsida; Asterales; Asteraceae. The transcript has 2 exons. Gene Ontology annotation, cellular component: plasmodesma; plasma membrane.
AAAACUCAAAGAACCACUUUUAAAGACACAUUCUAAAUCUUUCUUUACUAGCUAGCUUUCAUACAUUCAAGGUAAGGAACAAAAAAAAAUAAAAAAUUGUGUUCUAAUUAACCCUCAUAGUAGCUUUCCACUUUUACAUCACAAACAUGGCAAUGAGCAACAAUGUGAUAGGAGGCAUCAACUUCAUAGCCAUGUUGCUCUCCAUCCCAAUCAUUGGAGCUGGGAUCUGGCUAGCAACAGAGACCGACAACUCUUGUAUCCAAAUCCUACAAUGGCCCGUUAUCGUUUUAGGGAUCUUGAUCUUGGUUGUAGCCAUAGCCGGGUUCAUUGGAGGGUUUUGGCGAAUCUCGUGGCUCCUCGUGUUCUAUCUCAUUGCCAUGCUUGUGCUUAUCAUCUUGCUUGCGUGUUUGGUGAUUUUUGUGUAUAUGGUUACCGCUAGAGGUUCAGGUCAUCCUGAACCUAGCCGGUCAUUCUUGGAGUACAAGCUGGAUGAUUACUCGGGCUUCCUAAAACGAAGAGUUAGAAGCCAUUAUAAAUGGGAUAGGAUAAGAAGUUGUCUGACUUCUACUAGUGUUUGUUCUGAACUAAACCAAACCUAUCGCAUGGCUCAAGAUUUCUUCGAUUCACACAUUUCUCCAUUACAGUCUGGGUGUUGUAAGCCUCCAACACAAUGUGGGUAUACAUUUGUGAACCCGACAUAUUGGAUAAGUCCGAUAAAUAAUGCAGCGGAUAUGGACUGUCUCAACUGGAGCAACGACCAAACAAGCCUUUGCUAUGCAUGUGAUUCGUGCAAGGCCGGGUUGCUUGAGAAUUUGAAGAAGGAAUGGAGGAGAGCCAACAUAAUAUUGAUCAUAACCCUUGUGGCUUUGAUAUGUGUCUAUUUGAUCGGUUGUUGUGCUUUUAGAAAUGCAAAAACUGAAGAUCUCUUUCGUAAAUACAAGCAAGGUUACACGUGAUGAUUUAUAUAUCGAAGGCAACGAGUUUGGUGUGUGACUUGUUGAACAGAUAUAUCUAGUAGAUGCACGUGUAGCACUCUUAAGCAAUAUUAUGGUCUUUGUAUGAUUAAUUAGUACUCGGUAGCAACUAAUUAAUUAAGGUUUGGAUUCAAUUGAGAUGAGCUUGCAUGUUUCAAUGAGAUUGAUGUUUGUGUUUCCCCUAA